Messenger RNA from Gossypium arboreum, 999 nucleotides. RefSeq lists its product as uncharacterized. The transcript is spliced from 2 exons. The record is from RefSeq and is a predicted model, not a curated record. The coding region runs from base 37 to 960 and encodes 307 amino acids. Gene Ontology annotation, molecular function: RNA-DNA hybrid ribonuclease activity; nucleic acid binding. Lineage: Eukaryota; Viridiplantae; Streptophyta; Magnoliopsida; Malvales; Malvaceae.
AGGGAGAGCUCUCCAUUUUAGCCCUAUGUUUGAGAGAUGAGAGAUAUGGGUUUCAAUAAGAAGAAAGAAGCAGUGGUGAUGGGAUUAUGGGGGGCUUUGAAGUAUGAUUUUCCUCUCUUUAUUGCUCUCAAGCUGUUCAAGAUGUUGGGCUUCUUCAUAGGACUUCAAGUAAGAAUAUGGAAAACGAUGUGGGCAAUCACUAUGCCAACCAAACUAGCAGCUUUUGCAUGGAGAUUAUGCCAAUUCAUUCUACACCACCUUUUCUCAAAUGGCCCCCAUUGGUUGGAGUUUGUAUCACCAAGGAUAAGCAACGAAGAUUAUGAACGGCUACUUACCAUCCUAUGGGCGUUAUGGUCUGCUAAGAAUGGCAACUUGAUACCGGAAAAGGAUCGAAACGAGAAAGAAGAUCCGGAUUUAGACCAAGCAAUGAUGUCAAAACCGACCGUGUUCUCGACAAAGAAUCGGUGGAUUCCACCACCAAUGGGUUUACAUAAAGUGAACUUUGAUGGGGCAUUUGAUGGUGAUGGAAAGAAAGGAGGUAUAGGCGUUAUAAUUAGAGACAAUGAAGGUUUCGUUUGGGGAGGUGCGGCCAUUAAAAUAGAUGAUGUAAUGGAAGGAAACAUUAAUGAAGCUUGGGCGGCGGUGAAGGCUUUGAAGGUGGCGCAGGAAAUGGGGUACCGCCGGAUUAUUUUAGAAAGCGAUUGUUUUUGGGUUUUGAACAUUUUGUUAAUGGAGGAUGUUGAAGAUGGGUCAUACGUAAGAUGUAUAGUUGAAGAGGGUAAAAGGGUGAUGGGGGAACUUGAAGAAUGUUAUUUUCAUCAUAUUGAAAGAGAAGGGAACCAAGUGGCUAAUUUAAUUGCUAGACAUAGUGUUAUUAUGAGUGAAGACGAUUUUUUUUGGAAGCAUGACUAUCCUAAUUUUAUUCAUCAAUCUAUCAUGUGUGAUGCUAUUAAUUUAUAAUUAUGGACCCCCCAAUUAACACUUGUUUUUCUCCCUAAA